AUGCACGAUCCAAUUUGCCCUUCCAUCGACCCAUUCGUGUCGAGUGUAGAGGCCUACGAUGGUUUUGUCAUACUAGAUAGUGCGGUCGUACCCUCUGCGUUCGUACCCCACGAGCGAUGCUCUUUCGGAGGUCCACAGUCGUCUCAGCGAAAUGCCAUUUUCCGGACUAGAUGUACCAUUGGUGAACGAGUUUGUGACCUUCUGAUUGAUAAUGGGUGCACUGAAAAUGUAGUUUCUCGCUCCUUGGUACAGGCCCUCCAGCUCAAAACUACAAAAAAUCCUCAACCUUAUAAAAUUAGUUGGGUUAAAAAGGGAGUAGAAAUCUCAGUUGUGGACAUGUGCCGGGUUAAUUUUUCUAUUGGCAGGAAUUAUACCUGCGAGGUUCUCUGUGAUGUUAUUGAUAUGGUCGUUUGUCAUAUUAUUUUGGGCCGUCCCUGGCAAUAUGAUAACGGUGCUGUAUAUGACUGUCGGCAUAAUACCUAUUCGUUUGAAUGGAAAGGUAGGAAAUUGCGUCUGUUACCACACGUUAAUACUCCCGUUGACAGCACUGGAAAUAACAAGGCUGUUCUUAACAUUGUAUCGGGGCCUGUUUUUAUGUCGGAUCAGCCUGUGUGCAUUUAUGCAUUGGUGACGAUCGACAGUCCUCCAGACGUGCCGCCUAUGGUGCAGUCACCCGAAAUUCUCAAACUGCUGCAGGAAUUUCGUGAUCUUAUGCCCUCGGACUUACCUUCCGAACUACCGCCUAUACGCAUGAUCCAGCACCAAAUUGACUUGGCGCCCGGUGCUAAUUUACCAAAUCUCCCGCACUAUAGGAUGAGUCCUAAAGAACACGAAAUUCUGCAGGAAAUGGUCGACAACUUAUUAAAGCAAAAGUUCAUUCAGCCCAGUCUCAGCCCCUGCGCUGUGCCGGCACUACUCGUUCCGAAAAAGGAUAAUAAAUGGCGAAUGUGUAUAGAUAGCAGGGCUAUCAACAAAAUCACUACCAAAUUUCGCUUCCCUGUACCCCGCAUUAAGGAAAUGCUGGAUAAGCUAGCGGGAUCUAAGUUUUUCUCUAAGCUCAACCUCCGCAGUGGAUACCAUCAAAUACGUAUUCGUCCAGGGGAUGAAUGGAAGACGGCAUUCAAGGCGAAACAGGGCUUGUUCGAAUGGCGAGUCAUGCCAUUUGGGUUGUGCAAUGCACCGGCCACAUUCAUGCGAUUAAUGAACGAGGUACUUAAGGAACAUCUUAACCGCUUUUGUGUUGUUUAUUUCGAUGAUAUUUUGAUCUACAGCCCAUCGUUCGAAGAGCAUCUUCAACUCCUCACAAAGGUGUUAUAG
Dendrobium catenatum is the source of this 1317-nucleotide messenger RNA. RefSeq lists its product as uncharacterized. Lineage: Eukaryota; Viridiplantae; Streptophyta; Magnoliopsida; Asparagales; Orchidaceae. The record is from RefSeq and is a predicted model, not a curated record. The transcript has a single exon. Bases 1 to 1317 code for a protein of 438 amino acids.